Molecule: messenger RNA, 2745 nt
Organism: Leptopilina heterotoma
Lineage: Eukaryota; Metazoa; Arthropoda; Insecta; Hymenoptera; Figitidae
Exons: 2
Coding region: 1-2745 (914 amino acids)
Source: RefSeq, a predicted model, not a curated record
AUGUCAACGUCUAGGAACACAAAUACUGAUAGCGAGCAAAGUAGUAUUAGAAGGCAUUUUCCAUUGCCUAAACUGGACCUUCCAACUUUUUCGGGGGGUUAUGAAGAGUGGCUGGGUUUUAAAGACACAUUUUCUGCCAUUAUUCAUAACGAACCAAAUAUUCCAAACGUUCAAAAAUUUAGAUAUUUGAAAUCGUAUUUAAAAGAUAACGCAGCGCGAGUGGUCGAAAAUAUUGAGAUUUCUGAAUCGGGAUAUGUUGCAGCGUGGAAAUUGUUAGACGAACGAUUUAAUAACAAACGAAUAAUAAUUCAAACUCACAUGACGGCUCUGUUUGAAUUGCCGGUUCCAAGCAGAGAGUCACCGUCAUGUUUGCGAAAUUUUCUUGACUCAAUAUUAAGACACACUCGUGCUCUAAAUGUUCUCGGUCAACCCACUGAAAAAUGGGAUACUCCUUUGAUUUGUUUAUUAACUAAUAAACUUGAUAAAGAUUCGCGCAGAGAGUGGGAACGUUCAGUGAAGGGCAGUGAAAUGCCUACGUUCGAUAGUCUGACUGCAUUUUUGCAGGAAAAAUGUCAAAUUUUGGAGACCUUGAAUCCUGUCGCCAAUAAUGUAAACAAAAACAAUUUAAAAGGAAAUAAUAAACCUCAAAUUAAUCAUGAUAAAAGGAUCAUUAGUAUUCUUCCGAAAAUUACUGGCCAUAUUCCAACUUGUCCUAUAAACAAAGAAACACUAAAAAUUCCUCACUAUCUUAAAUUAGCUGACCCAGAAUUUCACUUACCAAAAACAGUCGACAUUUUAAUUGGAGCAGAACUUUUUUAUGAAUUAUUAGGAAACAGUAAAAUUUCUCUCGCAAUGCCACAUACAUCAUUACAAAGUUCCAGAUUAGGGUGGAUUGUGAUUGAGAAAAUGAACGAAAAUAAGUUUAUACAAAGUAUAAAAUGUAAUCUUGUUAGAGAUCCAAUUUUGCUCCAGUUAAAUAAAUUUUGGGAAAUCAAAGAGGGUAAAUCAAUUAAGCAUAUAACAAAAGAAGAAGCUGAGUCUGAACAACAUUUCAACCAAAACACACAACGGGAUAAUGAGGGAAAAUACAUCGUUCGACUACCUUUUAAUCAGCGGAAAAAUGAAUUGGGAGAUUCUUAUGAAAUAGCGAGAAAACGAUUUUUUAUGUUAGAAAGACGACUUCAGAAAAAUAUUAAAUUGAAGGAACAAUACGACCAAUUCAUCAGGGAAUAUCAGGAGUUAGAACACUUGGAACCAACGUACAGUGGAAGGGAUGAAGGUUACUACAUACCACAUCAGGCGGUGAUUAGUGAGGAUGAUUUUAUUAAAUUAUUUAGAGUGGUGUUUGAUGGUUCCUCCAAAACAACCAGUGGAACAUCACUCAAUGAUAUUUUGAUGGUAGGUGCAACAAUUCAGGAUGGGCUCGUGACAUUGUUGAUUCGUUUCAGACAACAUCCAAUUGCAUUUAGUGCAGAUAUCCAAAAAAUGUACCGGCAAUUCUGGAUACACGAAGACGAUAGGAAAUAUCAAAAGAUAUUGUGGCGGUAUGAUAGUGAUUCACCUCUUAGGACAUUCCAACUUAAGACAGUUACAUAUGGUACUUCGGCUGCACCAUUUUUGGCGACCCGAUGUCUCCAGGAAUUAGCUGCAAAUGAGGGUGAUGAUUUUCCUGAUGCUGCUCAAAUCCUUGAAAAUGAUUUUUACGUGGACGACAUGCUGUCAGGAGCUGAUUCCAUAGAAAAAGCUCAACAGUUAUGUCAUGACAUCAUACGAUUGACUUCUAAAGGAGGACUCAGUCUACGCAAAUGGAAAUCGAAUGUACCAGAAAUCAUUGAGGGAAUAUCAUCAUCAGCAAGAAGUGUGGAACCAACCUUGACCUUGAAUGCUGAAUCAAUAUCUAAAACUCUGGGUGUGAAAUGGGACUCUAAAAAAGAUGCAUUAUUAUUUGAGGUAGCAGAUCAACAGGAAGUUCCAAUUACAUCAAAAAGAGUGAUGCUGUCUCAAAUCGCAAAACUUUAUGAUCCACUCGGUCUCGUUGCUCCAGUAGUAACAUAUGCAAAAAUAAGGAUGCAAGAUUUAUGGAAGAUUGGACAAUCCUGGGAUGAUCCUGUGCCACCAGAAAUACUAGACCCAUAUAAUGCAUAUCGUGAACAAUUGCAGUUGAUCAACGAGUGGGAGUUGCCGAGAGCUGCAAGAAUCAUGGAUGCAGAGGACACACAGAUCCACGGUUUCGCGGAUGCAAGCGAAAAAGCUUAUGGCGCUUGCGUCUAUAUCCGAUCAUCAAAAGGAAACAAUCACCAAUGCAUUCUCUUAUACGCAAAAUCACGAGUAGCUCCAGUGAAGAUAGUCACGCUACCUAGGCUUGAGUUGUGCGCAGCAGUAUUGUUGACGACAGUACUUAAGACAGUAAAGGAGUCACUUAAAUGUAAAGUGGAUCAGGUACGACUUUGGUCAGACUCGACAAUUGUGCUGAACUGGAUAAAUUCCCCUCCGCAUAAGUUCAACACAUUUGUCGCAAAUCGAAUAGCCGAGAUUCAUGGAUCAACAUCAGCUGAUAUGUGGGGACACGUAUCUUCGGGGGAUAAUCCAGCUGACUUCAUUUCUCGGGGACAAAUGCCUGCAGACUUCAUCAAUAAUCAAAUGUGGAAAGAAGGUCCAAAAUGGUUAUCACAAUCAGAAGAAUUUUGGCCUAAUUACACUUUGGAACAAUUUGAUCCUCCUGAACAAAAAAAAACAUCGUGCUGA